Cyprinus carpio (common carp) is the source of this 5979-nucleotide messenger RNA. Its product is annotated as sorting nexin-19-like. Lineage: Eukaryota; Metazoa; Chordata; Actinopteri; Cypriniformes; Cyprinidae. The record is from RefSeq and is a predicted model, not a curated record. Gene Ontology annotation, cellular component: intracellular membrane-bounded organelle; early endosome membrane. Gene Ontology annotation, molecular function: phosphatidylinositol binding.
CUGACUGCACUUCAUCAUCUGAGGCGGAGCCGACGACGAGGAAGAAGCUGUCAAAACACUGCAAGGCCCUUAGAGUCGGCAUUUAAACAUGUAUUGGUUAUGAUCCAAACUUGCACCUUAAAUUCUUUACAUAUGCUGUUAAGAUAAGUGGUCAUCCCUCAUGUUCUACCAAAACCAAAUGACUUGCUUUCUUUGGUGGAAAAUGGACGAAGAUAUCUGAGAAAUGUCCAUACAAUGGAAGUCAAUGGGAACCACGAUUAUUUGUUUGGUCUGUCUCUCCAUUUUCCUUCACAGGAGUACAUAAAGCUCUGCAAUGUCUCAGCCUGAGCAUCUCAACGUGAGCCCCUGGGGCUUGUCUGAGUUUUUGGUCCAGAGGAGGUUGCUUGGUUUUGGGGCGCUGCUGGCCUGGAUGGUCUUGUUCCACCUGCUGAUCAACGUUUGGCUCCUGUGCGUCUUCACAAGCCUCUUAGUGGUCUUAGGUGGUUGGCUUGGUUCCCAGGCUGUCCUGGACUCAGACAGCGUUGUUCACCUAGAGCGCUUUGUAAGGCUGGAGGAGAUCCCGCACAGUGCCGAGAGCGAGCGACAACUGGAAGAUGAGAUCCAGAAGACAGUUGGCAAGAUCAUACGAGACUUUGUCACCUCAUGGCACGGCACCAUUUCCAAAGAAAAAGAGUUUGAGGAUGAGGUGCACAAUGCCAUGAUCUCCAUGGCAUUGGAGCUGAAGAGUCGAGUGGCAAGAGUUGAUAGGAAAGCUUUAUCUCAGAGGGUUUUAGACCUAUCUGGAUGCCACCUUCAGUGUUAUUUGACCGCCAAGGAAGCCAUUAAACAUCAAGGGAUGGACAAAGAUGGAGAUCUCUGGGACGCGUACAGCAAACUCGGCCCUCCUCAUCCCGCUCUUCAGAGCUCUGCUGUCGAGGUGAAUUACGUACGGGCCAUUGUAGAUCUGCUUCUCCAUGUCCUUGUACCUCCUCCACAUUUAGAAACCCGAACAGGUCGAUUUGUGGUGGGCGAACUUAUAAUGUGCAACGUUCUGCUGCCUUUAAUUGCAAAACUGUCCGACCCAGACUGGCUAAACAUGUUGAUCGUAAGCAUCUUCACUAAAUCCAGCGAACCAGCCCCAGAGCCAGAACCAGCAGUUCAAGUUCAAGCUCCACCACAAGUCCUAUCUCCUCAAGAAAACACACUGCAAGAGCUUGAAAUUCCUCGCGUUCUGACCCUAAAAGUCACCCCAGAGACCCCUACAGCAAUGGAGGCCCCAACUCCAGAACUUGCAGCUUAUGAUGUCAUUGACUCCGCUGAUCUUUAUUCUCCACACAACCUGGAGGAAGACGAACCACGGUCGACCAAACCGUUUCCGUUGGGUUUUAGCCCCAGGGAUUAUCUGAGACUCUGUAAGACCAAUCCGUUCUAUCAAGAAACCGACUCUGAUUUGGAAUCUCCUCUAUCGGAUUUCAAGCAGAGCUCCCUAGAAACGCUGGUUCUGAUUGGUUCAGAGGAGACCCUUUCUGAAAGACUUGACGAAUGCACCACUCCAGUUGACGCUGUGUUAGACUUCGAGGAUGAACUUCCAACUUCCAAUAAUACGAAAGAGAAGGAGCUAUCAGUACAUUCCGCAGGUGUGUCCGAGGAAGAGCCAUCGAGCUUUUGCACGCUGGAGAAGAGUAACUCGAGUGCAGACCAGCCAGGCCUGGUGUACCCCAGUGAGCUGGCUUUGACCGCACCCGUCCAGGCUUCUUCACCAGGUGGGAUGGCAUCCCUGGCACCUUUCAACUUCGAGCCCCUCAGCAGCCCAGAGGGUCCGGUCAUUAUCCAGAACCUCCGCAUCACUGGCACCAUCACUGCUAAGGAGCACCGAGGCACUGGCUCACAUCCCUACACUCUCUACAGCGUGAAGUAUGAGACAGCCAUAGACUCGGAGAAUCCUGAAUCCUUGCAGCCCAUGGCCUAUCACACCGUCAGCCGACGCUACAGCGAAUUCCUCAACCUUCAGACCCGUUUGGAGGAGAAACCAGAAUUCCGCAAGAUUCUUAAAAAUGUGAAAGGACCAAAGAAAAUAUUUCCUGAGCUUCCAUUUGGAAACAUGGACUGUGACAAAGUGGAGGCCAGGAAAGGUCUUUUGGAAACAUUCCUUAGACAACUUUGUGCCAUUCCUGAAACGGCCAACAGUGAGGAAAUGCAAGAAUUUCUCGCUCUAAACACUGAUGCAAGAAUUGCCUUUGUAAAGAAACCCUUCAUUGUUUCACGCAUAGACAAGAUUGUGGUGAAUGCUAUAGUGGACACUCUGAAGACGGCCUUCCCUCGCUCAGAACCACAGAGUCCCACUGAUGAAAUUGACGCAGAGCCUGAUGGGAAAUCGUCCACUGACAAGAAAUCCAAGUCUCGAAUGAGGUUCUCUAGUAAAACUGGCCCUGCUCUCAACGUGUCUGACAUGAAACCAAAAGUGGUUUACUGCUUUGAUGAAAGCAGCUCUGUUUUCAAUGGCUUCUCUUUGAAUGAGCUGGAGAGCUUCAUCUCAGAGAAGGAGCGUUUUGAAGCUAAAGCAGGGUUUUAUGCUGAUGCAGAGAGAAGUGGAGCACCUAAAUGGAAUACGAAAACAUGCGCAUGUGCCAAAGCACAGCUACAGAAUGCACCCGCCUCCAGUGACUCUGCUAGUGAGAUGGCUCUAUCUGACCAGGCCCUGAAUAUCCUGUGUAUGCUCAUGAAGGAUCAGUGGAGCUGGCUCUGCACAGAGAACAUCCAGAGGACCAUCAGUCUGCUGUUUGGGACCCUCAUUGAAAGGUGGCUGGAGGUGGGUGUUGUUAACCUGACCUGUACGCAGUAUUGGGUGAUUUAUCUGCGGGUGCUGCAGGAGGCCAUCUGGCCUGGAGGAAGUCUGCCGGCUCAACCCAGACCCCAACGCAGCCAGCAGCAGAAAGACGAGAGCAGAGCGCAGGCUCUGCAGUGCCUUAUGAAACUACUGCCAGAUCUGAUCUCUGAUAUGUUGGGCUCUGAGAAGUACAAGAUAUCUUGGCAGACGGUUGUGGAUUCUUUUCAGGACCCCACCAUAAACAGGCAUCUUGUGUACUGCAUCUGGGAUCUGCUAAUCGAGUUUCUCGUCCCUGAGGCAUCUGAUGGGGACUUUCAGAAAACACUUCUGCACAGCCUGUCCAAAAAUGCUGAGAAGCUGCCACCAUAGGUGUGCUGGGGGUGGACUGGAGACGCUAAAUACACUUGUAUAUAUACAUACAUAUAUACAUACUUAUCACAUACUAACGUGUGAUAAGUUAAAGUGUUAGGCAGGAACAUGUAAUCAAGAAAGUGAGUAUUUGGAUUCAUGACAGCAUGUGUCUGGCACCAAUUUGGUCUCCCUGUUUCUGGGACACAUGCGCACAUCCGUGCAGACAUUGAUUAAUGGCCACCUGUUUUGUGUUUUAUCAAACCACAAGUCCAAUCUCUAAAGCCCGACAUACCGGAUCUGAAUUAGUCGCAAGUUCUCCAACUUUUAUCCACGUUGUUCCUGCUUCAGCUUUGGGCAAAGCUCUUACAGAUGGUCUGCACAGAUCAUUUCUGCACCAUCCUAUUAUGUGUUUCCGGCCUUUCGGUCUCGAUAAACCUUGACUUUACACACAUUCCCUUCUUGUGCACAUAUGCACUUGAUCAUUUUGCUUCUAGCCUUUUUCAGAGAUGCUUUAAGAGGCUGUAUUGACCUUAUCUCUCGAAGUAAGAAAGCCUGUUCUUCCACAAGUUUCCUCUUUUAAGUAUGAAGUUCAUCACAUCUGCGUCUGGUGUCACGGUAAUGCUGUACGUGCUUUGUGUGCUUUCAGCCAACUUGUGAAGCCUUUAAAUGUAAUUUCUCUAUUCACAACCUCUAAUUAAGUGGUUAGAUGCCUCUACGGAAAAAGAAAAGGUCAUGUUGAUUCAGCAAAAAUGGCCAGUUUUCAGCAUCUGUCUUAUUUACUCUGUUAUUGAAGUAUGCAUAUACGUUUUCUUAAAGAGAUAGUUCACCCAAAAAGGACAUUCCAAUUCUGUAUUGCUUCUUUUUUGUGGAAUAUAAAGGAUUUUUUGAGAUAUGUCUUUUUUCCCUUAUAAUGGAAGUCAGUAGUCACCAAAACUGUUUGGUUACCAAAAUGUAAAAAAUGUCCUGUGUUUUGCAGCAAAAAAGGUUUGGAAACCAUUUUUGGGUGAACUACUCCUUUAAAUAGGUUUAUUUCUUUACAAAGCAGCUGAGUUCUAACAAAUAUUAGAAUAUUACAUGGUUCUGGUUUGUGGGUUACUUUUCUUAGAAUUCUAGCACAAUAAAAUGAUGUCUUAAUUGCCUUAAAGGGCCCUAUCAUACACCCGGCACAAGGUGUGGCACAAGUGUUUUUGCUAGUUUCAGCCCGACGCAGUACUCAUUUUCCCGUCCUGUGCCGCAUUGUUUAAAUAGCAAAUGCAUUUGUGACCAUGGGCAUACUGGUCUAAAAAAGAGGUGUGUUAAGGCGCAUUGUUGGCGCGGUGCUAUUUUGAGGAACUGAAAAUAGACUGCACCAUAGACCAACUCAAACCUAGUCUUAAGUCAACGGUGCAAUAUUUUUUUGGUUAUUUAAAGAGUGCGUUAGUAGAAAAUGCGCCUUUGGACAGGUCCACAACAUACGUUCUCUUUGCUUAUUACACACAGGGAUGCGCAACAGCACACAAACAUUUUUAAAUAUGAAACAAUAAAAGAUUAAAAUAUAAAAGAUUAUUAUUGUGUACAUAAAUAUAAAAAUGGCUACAUAUCAUAAUGGAUAGUCAUUGAAUGUAUUAGAAUUAGGCUACCUUUUUGCUACCUUUUUGAACGCCGUGUAAAUAGCAAAUCUGCCAUGGCACGAGUACAACUGCCUCUUAAAGGGAAUGGGAGAUGAUAUUCUGAUUGGUUUAUUGCACGUUACGCCGAAAAAACACCCAUUACUUAUUAAGAGAAUAGGGACAACCCGUUUAGACCAUGCACCUGGGCACGCAGACUGUUUUCCCGUCAUUAAACUAGCAUAAGUGGAUUCGGACACGCCCUGAGUUCACCUGCACCAUGCGCUUUAGACUAUGCGCUUAGAUCGUUAAAACAGAGCCCAAUGUGUAUAACAAACAAAACUAUCAAUUGGAUGCACAUGUAACUCUCAAAAAGAAUGAAAUCCUUGUCAUUCCUUAAAGAGAUAGUUCACCCAAAAAUUAAAAUUCUGUCAUUAAUAAUAAUGUCGUUCCAAACCCGUAAAAUCUUCAUUCAUCUUUAGAGCACAAACUAAGAUAUUUUUGAUGAAAUCCGAGAGCUCUCUGACCCUGCAUAGAGAGCUAUGUAACUGAAAUGUUUCCAGACCCAGAAACGUAGUAAGGACAUUGUUAAAACAGAAGCUAUAAAAAUACUUUUGUGUGCAAAGAACAGUUCUUCUCCUCCAAAUCACACAUUUUCAUUUUUGGGUGAACUAUCCCUUUUAUAAAAUGUGUAAUUAGUUUCCAAAUCUUACAAGUAAUACUGUCCAAUUUUUUAGUAGCAUUAAUAUGUCAUCUAGUUACCAUUCCACUUGCACAAACUACCUAGUAGUUGCGUAAAAUGGUCUUGUCCUUUCCGUAUGUGACUUGUGGCUUGAGCUCAAUGCAUGCAGAUUUAGAUUGAGGUUCUGCACUGUGAGCCCUGUUGCCCAGUAUGCAUUAGAGUGGCUUAAUGGCUUUGUUACACUGUACUUGUGCUUAAAACGCUGAAUGUUGCACUAUUUGUAAUUUUUUAAGUGAUUUGGUCGUAUAUGUUGUAGGCCUUAUGUUGUUGUGAUUUAUGUCAUUGAAUUAAGAAGAGAUGCAUUUUAAAAUGUCACUUAUUUUUUAAAGUGCUUUCAGUUUCGGUUGGCAUGUUACACUCAUUUGUAUUAACUUAUUCAAACUUUAAUGUGAUUCAGUUUGCAUUUAAAACAGGAAUACAACUGGUACCAAAAAACAAAAACAAAAAAAACAUACUAAGAUAUAUAUUAAAUGAUGCAAACAAAUCUACCAAAA